AUGACAGAACAUAGUUCCCGAAGAAAUUCUUUGACUUCAAUGUCUACCACUGCAUCAUCGCAGAAUAAUAUCUCCGUACAUGAUUUAUCUACUGACAACUUAAUUGCUGUGGAUAACAAAUUUGUGAAAAAACCAACAAAGAAAUUCCCCAACAGUAACGGAAUCUCACCAAAACUACUAAGUGACGCAAGUUUUCGAAGUCCUCCUAUGGGUGGUAGUUCCUUUUAUUCUAAAGAAGGGGUAUACUAUUUCCCCAAUGGUGAAGUAUUCCGACCAAGAACAGCACCAGCAAAGAGAAAUCGACCAAGCAAGAUUCAUACUGAUUCUCCACCAACCAAACCCGACAACACUUUUCCAUCAGUUGACACUACCAUACCCAAUCACUCUUUUGCAACAGAUUCACCAACCCAUAGUCCGGUCCACUCUUCCAAUUCUUCAUCUGCAAAUAGUGCUUCUACUUUGCCUAGCAAUGGUGGGAAAACUUCAAUACAUUCGAAUAAUUCAUUGACAUCACUACCUAAGUCAGCUUCCCUUCAGAAUAUCAAAGUAUUAAAUAAACAAAAUUUGGUGCUGAAUAUAAGAAGCAACAAAGGAGAUAUUGCAACCAAUAUUGUUCUUGAAGAUAGUGCCACAAAGUUGCCAUAUGAAUCAUAUCGUAAUAGCAACAGCAGUUCUAGUUUGAAAAAUAGUCACAAACUCCAAUCUCAAAAUAUCACCAAAACUGAGCAGUAUUCUAACGCAUCAUCAUUCUCAUCACAGACAUCUAAUGUUUCCAAUGUUUCUAAUUUAUUGGUGGAAAAUGCCGACAAUUCUAAUUCUAAUGUAAAUCGUUCAGCAACAAAUACCCCAUCUACAUCGAUAAGUGACGAUCACAACCGACUUUCCAAUGAAAUCAGAAAUAGUUCCGGGUCAUCUUGCGACGAUAACAACAACACUCAUUCAGAUUCAGCAACUGAAGAUGCCGCAUUGGCAACUUUAAACGAGGCUAGUGAGGAAACAUUUAGGACAACACCAGCUUCAACUUUGCGCUCAGUUAGUGUAGGACAUUCAAACAAUUCAUCUUGGGAUAAUAGAAACACUUUGGAUCUGCGUCGAUUUAUACGCGAUGAAUCUGGCUCGUCAAGUUCUCCAAGUGAGAGGAAUGUACCAAGAUCAAGAAAUUUACAACUGUCGUUGUCUAGCCCUCUCACUGUGGGCAAUAAUGAUUCACCAAAUUCGACAAAUGAUUUUUCUGCUGGUAAUACUCCUUCCUUGUUAUAUGACAACAUUCUGCCAUUGGAUGUGCUAAAACAACGAGAAUUGAGCAACCGUUCCGGAAAUAGCUCACCAAACUCCUCGUACGAUAGCAGCAACAACUCGAAUAAUUUUCCUCAGUUGGGUGCUCCUGUAAGACCAACUUUAAGAGAUAUUUCUCGCACAUCAGAAAUGUCUAGUGAAGAAGAGGUUUUCAAGACUCCACUCAGUUCUCCUGAUCAAGAUCUGUUUAAAGAACCCAAAGAAACACCAAAGUUAGCACCACCAUCCCCAACAUCAUUAAAAACUGCCACUCCAAUCGUUACACCACCAAACAAAAUCAAUGCUCUUCGUCCUCCUCGAAUCAGCGCUGGAUCAAUAGUACAUUUCAAGAGACUGAAUACUGAUACUAGUAUUAGUACAAGUACCAAUUCUAGUAGUAGUGGCGGAACCAGUAAUCGAAAGAGCCAAAUAAGUUUGUUACCAGAGCCAACAAUAGACACUGAAUCGUUUGUUGAACAGUAUUUCCAUGAUUCAUCCCCUGAACUGUACCAAUUGAGCGAAAUUAUUUCGAAUUUGAAUUCUACUCCAACUCAGACUCAUCACCAGCAACAACAAGAACAAUUAGAAAAAGAUCAAAUUGAACAAGAACAGAAACAAUACACACAAUUGAUCAAUGAAAAAAGACAACUGUUGCGAUCAAGUAGCAAUGGAGCUCCAGUCAAGGAACAAAUAAUUCAAGUCAGUGAAGAUCAGGCGAUAAAGUUUAUUCCAUCACCAACAGAUUCUGUAACCACGACGCCAAGAAGUUCAAGGUAUUACGAUAUAAACUCUAGUACUUUUAACAAGUUUUUGAAUGAUAAACAGGUAGAUAUACCUCCAAGAGGUGAUGUUAUGAUAGUGAACAACAAUAAAAUCAGAAAGCAUCAUCGUAAUGCUUCAUCUACGUCGUCUGCAGGUGAUUUUUUCAAUCAACAAAAGAAGACAUCAGUUAAUGCAUCUGGUCCAUCUCUGGAUCCAGAACCCGCAACACCAAAGAGAAGUCCCAUACAAGAGAUAUCGACACCUCAGGGAAAAAGUGAAUCUCCACCACCGCCACCACCAAUUGAAAAAUCACCUGGAAUGAGAGUGAAAGGAAGACCGAAGAAAAAAAGAUCCAAAAAACACGGAGAUAAGAAAUCAGAUAAUGAUGCCAAAGAUGAACUGCAUUCGAUUCUGAAGCACAUAUCUAAAGACUCUGGGGAAACUAAUGGUAAGAAAAAAGAAGUUGAAGAGUUUACCAUUCCAAUUGCAAUUCAGACCCAACCUAUAAAGGCUCCACCACCAGCAACUAACCCGAAUAUACUGGAUCGCCCUGAUGCACUGGGACAUCUGACUAGUUAUAAAAGUAGUGAAAAUGAAAGAGAUCCAAGUCCUUCGCGACUGGUUUUAAAUGAUACAACAGGUACUUUUGAAGAAGAAUUGGCCAAAAAAUCUUUAAAAUUGAAAGAUAUGAAGAACGAAGAACACUUUGAAGAUUCUGCAACUCCAGAUACAAAGCCAUCAAUGCCCGUUAGAUCUUUGUUAUUGAAUGAAGAUGCUGACAAAAGUAAAACCUUAGGUGAUAAUUCAACCCAAUCAGGAUCCAAUUUAAAUGAAAUGCCUGACAAGACAUUGAAAAAGAUAAAGUCAUUACCAUCAGCUGCUCCAGAUAAAUCACCAGUUCCUGAUCUACUUGUGCCAUCAUCUGAAAAGCUACCAGCACAUAGUAGGUUUGAACCUUCACGUAAACCACCACCGAUAGGGAAUAUUGAACACGAUUAUUCCAAUACAACCGUUGCAGAUGAAUCUUUUGAUCUGAAUAGUCCACAUUUGCCACCACCACCACCACCAACAGUACAACCAAAACAACAAUUCAACAAAAAUCCCCCUAAAUCCCACGUUUAUCAAAGUGUUGGUAAUUCUGCCACUGAGGGAAAUCUUCCACUUCAUCAACAGGAUACUAAGAAAGGUGGUACCAAUUUUAAAUCAUUUUUCAAGAUGUUCAGACCACAAAUACAUGAGAAAUCAAUGGACAAGUCAGAAUCAACCACAUCUUUAUCAUCGACAGGAUCGACAGGAUCUAGGUUAUUCAAAUUUAGAAGACAAAAAAGGGAAGAACCAGAUGAUUUACCAGUGAUUGCAGAAAAACAAAAACCACAAUUAGGUUUCAAUAAUGACAAUAGAAUAUCGGUAUUGAGUGAAAUUGCUCCCUCGAUAAAAUUGGGAUCAUUACCUGAUUUUGAACCUGAGGAAACAGGAUUAUUUGAAGAGAUGAUGUUAACAUUUGAUGAAAAAUUUGAAAGUGAAUUAACACCAACUUCACCACCGAAUUUUAUUCAUAAAAUUACUACUGGAUCAAGUAGUUUGAAUGAACCAUUUUUAAGAGAUGAUGAAUUAUCAAUUGCACAAAUUCAAGAUCAACAAUUGAAGGAUGAUGCUGAUGGAGAGUCGGGGCCAUCUAUAUCUAGUGGUGAUGAAAAUGAUGAAACUGAGAAUAUGGAUUUUAUUCAAAGUGAAGCACGUUGGGCUACAAUGGAUGAAGGUGCAUUGAAUGCAUAUAUUGAUAAAAGUCUGGAAGCUACUCUUGAUGCAAAAACUAGUAAAGAACUUGAAAGAUUCAGAGACCAGAUGUUCCCUAUUGCUGCUGCUGCUGCUGCAACCACUACUACUGCCACUUCUACUGGUGAUACCAGUGCAGGUGCUGUCUCCAAUGAUGCUAGAACUGCAGGUGCUUCUGCCAAUACAACUAGUCCUGUACCUAUUACUGAUUAUGAUGAAAAAGUUUCUACUCCAGUGAUUACUGCUACUCCUUUAGUUGCUCCACUGCUUGUUGGAUCUUCAAGGAAUAUGAGGAUGAUGGCAGAUGAAAACUUUGAUCCAGUUGUUGAUGGUUCUGAAACUAGUAGUAAUCGAGAUGGAACAAAAUCAAUGGUUAUCGAUAGUCAAGAAUUACAAUAUAUUUUCAAUAAUCUUACUGAUGAUGAAAAGAAAAAUUUACCACCUCAUUUGAAAUAUAUUCGACAAUUUAAAGAUUAUCCUAAAAUUGAAGUUGAUUUGAAGAAGUUUGAAGAUUUAUCCGAGGUGAAAUUAUUUGUUGAUAGAUCAAUAACUAAGAGAUCAAUUUUGAAAAGACGUAAAAGAAUGGGUAUGGGUGGUGGUGGUGGAUUCACUGCUACUAUGAAACAAACAAUGAUUGGAGGAGGUAUCAGUAGUGGUUCAUCAUCUAAUACCAAACAUGUUAUCUUUACUAAUAAGAUAUCUAUUAAUGAAACAUUUGCCAGUGAUAUGUACAAGAGAUAUAAUAAAGCAGUUACUCAAUAUUCAUUGAGUGAUCCUAAAGAGAUUAAUAAGAUCAAGAAUGAAUUGAAUUAUUAUAAAUGUAAUGAAAUGUUGGUUCAUGAAAGUUCUCAAAAUAAUACACACUUUUUCUACUAA
This is a messenger RNA of Candida dubliniensis CD36, 4689 nucleotides long. RefSeq lists its product as uncharacterized. NCBI's taxonomy places the organism in Eukaryota, Fungi, Ascomycota, Pichiomycetes, Serinales, Debaryomycetaceae. The record is from RefSeq and is a predicted model, not a curated record. The coding region runs from base 1 to 4689 and encodes 1562 amino acids. The transcript has a single exon.